This is a messenger RNA of Drosophila navojoa, 1424 nucleotides long. RefSeq lists its product as uncharacterized. Lineage: Eukaryota; Metazoa; Arthropoda; Insecta; Diptera; Drosophilidae. The record is from RefSeq and is a predicted model, not a curated record.
UUCGUUGAUUGGAAACUAUCAAUUGUGAGCUGCGCCCAUAGCAAGACUUUCAACAGCUGCGAUAAUAACCCCAUUCUUGGCUUAGAUGACAUUAAUAUUAAUAACAUUUUCUAUAUAUGGUUGUUGCCAAAUUGAUGCAAAAACUUUCACUGACCCAUCAGUCAGCCAAGAUCGUAGUGUUGUUAAAAACCUAAUGGAAAUUGUAUUGACAACAUAAGAUCCAUAUGAAUUCAGUUUUAGUUGCUUCUAAGCCAGCGAAGAAAACAGUUGCGAGUUUCAAAUUUCGGGCAACAGAAUGCAAUUCCAGCUACGGGCAACAUUUCUGCUGCUGGCGUGGAUUGCUGCUGCAAGCCAGAUUCAAGCAGCCAGGACAACUGACUUGCAGGUACUCCAGUAUUGGGAGCCGCAGAUACAGAGUCCAGAAUACUCCGGCAGUCAGAUUGCUUAUCCCAAACGCGAAUUUGUACAGAGCAGAUUUCCCAGUGACGGACUCAAGCGGCAUCACCGCUUAUCGGAUCAACCAAAGGAAGCCUCUACCAGCACAACAGAGCGGCCUUUCUUUCGGGUCUGGAAUAGCUUCUUACGAAGCGUUCAGCCAAAUUUCGGCUUCCGCAAUUUGACCAAUCCACUGGCCAACUUGUUCAACAAUGGCGCGGCCAACAUAAUUGAAACGGCGCCCGUGCAAGCUGAGAUUUACACUGAUGAUCAACAGGCAGGUGAGGUGCAGCAAUCGUCUACAGCUGCGGCGCAGAGUUCCAAAAAGCGUAAGCGUAAGCGACGUAAGCAACAAAAGCGUCGACCGAUGUAUAGCUCACAGGAGCAAGACGAGCAUCCGUAUGACUACUACAGAACCACAUUGCACCAGCCUAUGUACUACUAUGGCCCUAAUGACUACUAUGGCAUGCGUCGCUUGCAAACGUUGUCGGACCUUGCUGCUCAGCCCAAUUACUAUGAUCAGUUCUACAAAGAUAGUUCAGUGGAAGGCGAUCUGCCGCAGUAUACGAUUGAGGAGAACGAGAACUUUGGCACACCUAGUACCAAACGCUUUGCCAUAGUCCGACCUAUCAGUUUGGCGAUUCAGCUGCCAAAUGGCGAUUCUUCAGGUUCAAGCACACUCGAUGAAAUGCCUGACGAUAGCGUGACGAAUGAAAACGUCGAUGAAAGUUCUGCAAGCGUCGGCACUGAUACCGAAGGCAAUGUUGAUCACGAAUCAAGCACUGCAUCGAGUGACGAUCAAAUGCCACUCUCUGAGAGCGUGCGCAAUGCAUUCGGCACGUAUAUGCGCGACGAUCGUGAGAGUCGUAAGCGCCAGCGCCAAUCCGAGCAACAGAAAGAAAUGGGAGUGCCAGCUAAAUGGAAACCACGCCAAAAUCUACGUUACGUAUUAGCUGCACGCCUGGUAUAGAACCACUAAUAAAGUAUGU